CGUGUUUUCGUUGAACGGCAUUUCGUUUGUUGUCAUCAUUUUUGGUGGAAACAACUUCUUCAAUUUAUAUAAACUUCCAAAGACUUGGAGAUUUUUUUUCUCUCUCUGUCUCUCGUGUAGUGUCAGUGAUUUUGGUGUCAUCAUUCUCACUUUUAGUGUUAUUUGACAAAAAUCCAUGUUAUUUUUCUUGCUUGGGAUUAAUCGGAAAACCAUUUUAGGAAAUUUUGUGUUUGUGUUUGAUUUGGCUACCGCAUCGAUGGCACUUGGAUUUGUGUACACUUAGACGACGACGUCGACGACCGAGCAUUUUGCAUUGCAGAUCUACUGUGUGUUUAUCGAUAGAAUUAAAGUAAAUGCGUUAAGGCAAUUGAAGGGUUCUCUCGUCGGGGAGAGCACGAAAAAUAUCAAUACCAUUGCGAAAUAGUGUGAAAAAAGUGUACGAAUAUCGAAAAACCAUAAACAUGAACAUAUGCAGCAGUGAAUUUCUCUUUGUUAAUUUUUCGGUCGCUUCAUCAACAACAUAGUUGAAAUGCUUGGAAUAUUUCUCUCCGUUGCUUCGUUCACUCUCGCUCAUACACACACUUGAUUCUCAUUUCAAGUGUAGCGCUCUGGCAAAGUAAUAAAAUAGCAUUCGGCAUAGUGCACGUACCGAAAUUACCAAAACAUUAGUAACGACGACGAUGACGACGAUGGCAACGAUGUCGACGACACAGUCCACAGUUUGUAAUAAUCAAUUCGUGUGAAGUUUAUCUGACUGAGUGCAAAUAAUUGUAAACAGUUGGAAAAAGACUACAAACAUACACAGUCGAAUGGCAUAUGUGGUGUUGUAUCCGUGAAAAAAAACUCCAUAGUAAAUAUUUGCACGACCGAAAGCGAAAACAAAAAUAUUUUUGUUUCUACAUCGAUGAGGAAUAUCCACCCUUAAACGAAGAGUAUAAAGAGCAAAUAAAGCGUUUGAAAUUGAAUUUUUGGACAGAGGCCGACGCAACCGCCCAAGUAAAUUUAACACACGAAAGUGGAUUUUUUUUUCUGUCGGUAAAAUUCGUUGCGUGAUUGUUGUGUGUUGGUGUAUGCGAUGGAGGAAGAAUUGCGGUGUCCGUUGUGUAAAGAGCUCUACGUAAAUCCAGUGUUAUUGCCAUGCUAUCACGGGCUGUGUUUAACAUGUGCGUUGGACAGUCAGGUACAAAUUGCAAAUAAUAAUAAUAAUAGUACGAGUAUUUCAACGACAACAGUAGUCACAGCCCAAAUUCAUCAACCACCUGCCAGUCAUCAACCCUCACCACCGCCACCAUCGUCAGCAACAUCAACAACAACAACAGCAUCCAUUGUAGCUGCAUCGACAUUACCACGAAACAAUUCUACAUCCGGCAACAGUACGGGCAAUUCAAGCGCAUCCGAGAGCAUUUCAUCGGAUCAAGACACUGCCGAUAAAGUUAGUAUAUUGAGUGAAGCCGAUUCAGGUGUGAUUUGUACGUCGCGACCAAGUUCAUAUGCUGGAACGCCAAAUUUACAAGCUCUCUUUCCGCCGACUGGCGGUGCCGUUUACUCAUUAACCUGUCCCAUUUGUCGGAAAAUUGUAUUCUUUGAUGAUGGCGGUGCACGAAAUUUAGCCCCAUAUCGCACCAUGGAAUCGAUAAUCGAUCGAUUUUGUGAACGCGAAGCGUUACGAUGUCAAAUGUGCGAAGUUGAGCCAAAGAUAGCGGCCGUUGUGUGUGAACAAUGCGAAAUUCGAUAUUGUGAUAGUUGCCGUGAAUUGUGUCAUCCAUCUCGUGGCCCAUUGGCAAAGCAUCAGUUAGUGGCACCGCGUGGCGGUGCAACAACCAUACGUGAAUCCGUAUGCAUUGAACAUUGCACCGAACUGUUGUCCGUGUUCUGUUUAACGUGUAAAAUAGCUUUAUGCCAACAGUGUUUAAGUGAUAAUCGACAUCAGUCGCAUGAAAUUCAAUCAAUCGCCACAAUCUGCAAAUCACAAAAGACGGAACUAUCGCACAAUUUGCAGCAAUUAUCGGAGAAGGCCCGUUCGACAACCGAAUUCAUCCAGCGACUUAAAGGGAUGAGCGAUAAAGUGACGGAAUCGUGCCAUGAAUUCGAGCAAUUGAUAAUCAUGCAAUGUGAGGCCCUAAUUCAAAUGAUUCAAGAGCGACGUGAAUACCUAUUAGAGACCAUUGAAAUGGAUAAAGAACACAAAUUGCGAAUACUAAAGGAGCAGCAAAUUAAUUGUACCAGUAAAUUGCAACAGACUACAGGUUUAAUACAGUUUUGUAUCGAAGCACUCAAAGAGACUGAUAAUGCAGCCUUUCUACAGGUGGGAGCAGCGCUUAUAAAUCGCGUCGCCGACACCGAUGUCAGAUGGCAUCAGGAGGUAACGAAUGCGGCACCACGCGUUUCACCCAUUAUCGAUCUCACGCUCGACGAUUUAUCGGUGAAACGCGCCAUCGACAAUCUCAAUUUUAUUCAAAUCAAAUCGGGCAGAGACUGCGAAGAGCGCUUACAAACAGUACCGUCGAUACCGACCAUUAUUCAUGAAGAAUGUUCGACCGUAAAUAAUUCGGUUACGGUGGCCUGGAAAGCCUUGAAUCCGCUGUCAAAUGAUGGAUACGUGCUCGAAUUGGACGAUGGCAGUGGCGGCGAAUUUCGGGAAGUGUACUGCGGAAAGGAAACCAUUUGCACGGUAGAUGGAUUGCACUUCAAUUCAAUGUAUAAUGCACGUGUUAAAGCGUUCAAUAGUUUCUGUGAGGGUGAAUAUUCAGCAAUGAUUUGCUUACAAACGGCCGAAGUUGCAUGGUUCACAUUCGAUCCGGAGCUGAGCGAUGCAAGCGGUAGCGGUUUAACAUUUUCCAAUGAUUUAGCAACGGUUUCAGUGGAUGGAUGGGAUCAUCGUGUUGCACUUGGAUCGGUUGGAUUUUCGAGAGGAAUUCAUUAUUGGGAAUUUACGGUUAAUAAAUACACAGCCGAUACAGAUCCAACAUUUGGCAUUGCCCGAAUUGAUGUGGCCAGAGAUCAAAUGCUUGGCAAAGAUGACAAAGGAUUUGCCAUGUACAUCGAUCACA
Sitodiplosis mosellana (orange wheat blossom midge) is the source of this 3050-nucleotide messenger RNA. RefSeq names its product E3 ubiquitin-protein ligase TRIM9-like. Gene Ontology annotation, molecular function: zinc ion binding; protein binding. Lineage: Eukaryota; Metazoa; Arthropoda; Insecta; Diptera; Cecidomyiidae. The record is from RefSeq and is a predicted model, not a curated record. The transcript has 10 exons. The annotation marks the transcript as partial.